This is a messenger RNA of Symbiodinium sp. CCMP2592, 612 nucleotides long. Lineage: Eukaryota; Dinophyceae; Suessiales; Symbiodiniaceae. The record is from the annotation of a GenBank genome assembly.
AUGGAUCUGUGCCUUCAGAUGUCCGCUAUGGGCAUGCGAAGUGGAUGCCGACUCUGCCUGGACACGCUCCCAUUGCAAGCCGAAGCUCUUCACCACUACCGCGCACUGCUCAAGUCCUGCUUGGAGUCUGUUCAAGGCGAUGUGGAGGAGAUGCAAUCUGUAGGCAUCCUGCACCAGAAGCUGCAGGAAGUCGAGUGCAUGCAGUACCGUCUGAUCAUGAAGGAAGCCGGGAAGGAAGAUCAGGAGGUUCUCGUCGGAAGCACGGCGCUGGCCGGGCGAAGCCCGCUGGGCCGCAUCAUGGCCCGAGCCAACAGCAAAUCAAGCAACGGAAAGAGGAGGACAAGCAGCGUGUCAGAUCCCAUUGACGAAACUGCAGAGACGGCCCUGGAUUUGGACCAGGACGACCCCUUCACCACGUUGGUAUCUCCGAAUCCGAGCAUCGGGUGCGAUGACUCUGGCAUGAAAUCGCCUGGAAGCAGCACCAGCGAGGAUGCUGGCAACGAGGACCAGGAAUUGCCUUCGUUGCCACGCAAGCCCACAGCACCGAAGACGCCCAAAACCAUGUCAUUCCUGACACGUUUGAGGCGCCGCUCUGCCACCGCGAGCAACUGA